CUAACCACUCAUCAAACCCACUUCGCGUCUUCUCUCUCUAAAACUCCUAAUUCCCCAAAAUCAUAUCGGAGACGCAGGGUUUCGACGAUUAAUCGAUUUUGUAGUGAAAUUAGGGUUCGGAGCAGUGCGGUAAUUGAGCUGAAUCAGCUGACGAUGUGAAAUGGUAACCGCCGCUGCAUCCACUCCGAAGCAGCGGCCGUCGCAGAAUCCGAAACGGCCGCCGUUGCUGCCGUCCGACUCCGACAAUGCGCCCCCGCGCCGCCCCAGGGCACGCGAAGUCACCUCGCGCUACUUGUCUCUCUCGACGUCCUCCUCCUCCUCCUCCUCCAAUUCCUCGGUGUCGUCCUCCGUCGCUUCCGGAUCGCCAAUUCCGCCGAGGAGGUCCAUAUCUCCGAUGCUCGGAGGCAGAGGCGCCGCAAUGGCCACUCCGAGGACUCAACCGCGGGCGGUUUCUGAGGAGAGACGGCGGCCGUUGGCAGCGGCGGCGACGCCGACCUUUGCGGAGAAAAUGCUGGUGAAGUCGGUGCGGAGAUUAUCGGUGUCGUUUCAGGGGCAAUCGUAUUCAUUGCCGGUGUGUAAGGAGAAGCCGCCUCCGAGGAAGGGAACGCCGGAGAGGCGGAAAUCAGGGGUCUCUCCUGUGAGAGAUCGAACGGCAAAGGAUAGAGACACCCCGAGGCCGAUUGAACAGCAGCGACAUCUGUGGCCUGGGAGAUUACGCAGCGAGAAUCCGAAUCGAAGCUUGGAUUACGGUACCGACAGAGCGAAAUGGAACCGAUCCAACCCUGCUAUUUCGGGAUUGAGAAAAUCUGUGAAUACGCUUGAGAAUAGAGAAAUUGAGGAUCCAGCAGUUAUCGACGAAGGUCGAUCGGGAUUAGGAGGUUCGUUGAAUUCCGAUGUUGAGAGCGUCUCUUCCGAGGGCACCGAUGCAACUCGGCCGCGUGGGAGGAUUUUACCGGCAAGAAGUUGGCAAGAGGCUAGCCACCGAGUUCAGAAAGUAGUAGAUCCUGUCUCACCCUUAUCAAACAGUGCCUCUAGCAGAAUGACGGGCUCAGCCAAAUUAAUCGUGGCAAAGAAGGUUCAAAAUGAAAGCCCUGUGUCAUCACCGCGGGACGUCUAUGCUAAUAGGGGCCAUUCGCCACUUCGAGGUGUUAGCAGAGCAGCUUCACCAAGUAGGGCCAUGACUUCGGGGAGUGGUGCUCUCUUGAGGAGCAUGGCUAGUCCAAUAAGGGCUAGAAAUGGCACAGGGAGUGUGAUGAACGACAAUAACAUGGUCAGUACACCGUCUUUGAUUAGCUUUCCCAUUGAAUUGAGGAGAGGAAAGUUCGGAGAAAGUCGAAUAGCUGAUGCGCAUGACUUGAGGAUGCUUUAUAACCGGCAGUUGCAGUGGCGAUUAACAAAUGCAAAGGUAGAGAAUACCCUUUUGGUGCAAAAACAUGCAGCCGAGAGAAACCUCUACAAUGCUUGGGUGAACACUUCGAAAUUGCAGCACUCUGUUAUGUCCAAGAGGAUUGAACUACAAACGUUGAGAAUGUAUUUGAAGCUUUAUUCAAUGUUAAAGGAACAACUGCCACAUUUGGAGAGAUUGAAUCUGCUAGAUAGAGAUUACUGGAAUUCAGUUUCUGGUGCUAUAAAAGCGUUAGAAGCUAGCACUGUCCGUCUUCCUAUUGUUGAUGGUGCCAGGGCUGAUGUUCAUGAAGUUCAAGAAGCAAUAUAUUCAGCUGUUGACGUUAUGCAAGCAAUGGAAUCUUCAAUUUACUCUUUACAGUUGAAGGUGGAGCGGAUGAACUCACUGGCAACAGACAUUUCCAAGUUAAGUGCAAGAGAGCAUGGUUUGCUAGAGCAAUGCAAAGAAUUGUUCUCAACAAUAUUCGUACCCUUACAGGUGAUAAAUUGGAGCUUAAAAGUCCAAGUAAUGCAGGUUCAAUGUUCACAAGAAAGCUUCUCAAAUAAAACCUAACAUGCUGAUCCUGACUUACAGCUAACAUGGUAGGUCAAAUAGUAUCUUAGAUAGCGGUUUUUUAUGCUCGAUCGAAGGUCAGUUGAAGCAUCUCCGAUCCUAAUUUGGGGUUGUCGACUAGGUUGAUUGUACACACUUAAUCAUCUUCAUUUUCCAUCAAAUAUAUAUGUGAAUAUGCAUUGUUCUCUAAA
Molecule: messenger RNA, 2148 nt
Organism: Salvia hispanica
Lineage: Eukaryota; Viridiplantae; Streptophyta; Magnoliopsida; Lamiales; Lamiaceae
Product: QWRF motif-containing protein 2-like
Biological process (GO): spindle assembly
Cellular component (GO): cytoplasm; nuclear microtubule
Molecular function (GO): microtubule binding
Source: RefSeq, a predicted model, not a curated record